Messenger RNA from Durusdinium trenchii, 1921 nucleotides. The record is from the annotation of a GenBank genome assembly. Lineage: Eukaryota; Dinophyceae; Suessiales; Symbiodiniaceae.
GUUUUCUCUGCAUUCACGUCCCCUCAUCUCAUUCGAUUGCUUCUUUUGCGCACACAUCGGUCCGGCCCUCAGCGUGUACGCGCGCAUUUAUUUACAUUUACAUAUAAGCCAGGUUUCAGAUCGCCCAGGUCUUGAUAAUGUGGUAUGGUUCUUCAGUUGCAGCGCAAUCACACACAUGUUUUUUUCCGUCUUCUCAUGUCUACAUGCACACCAGUCUGCCCCUUAGUUGUUAAGCUUUUGGGCCCUCCCACGCGGGGGGCGUGUGUGUGUGAAACCCUUGGAAUGAAAGGGUGCCUUUUGGCUUUCAAAAACGCAGGGGUCACAUUGCAGUUGAUUGCAAGGGCUGCAAUCGUGGUUGAUAUCUGGAAAGGACGCUUUUCAGACGUACCUGCUUUCUCUUGAACUGUUGAUCAAGCUGUGACUCUACUCUCCUGUAAAGUGCUAAUGAGUUCUGCAGGCAAGUGCUCGCCGUUCGGAUUCUCGUCGCGUUCUUCGAGCUCAUGCCUUUGGAAUUUGGGUUCAUGGUCAAAUUGUCUUACGCACUUUUACUCUGACUUCUUAAGCGUUCAUACCUAGGUGGGCGUGUGGCAAGUGGCUUUCAGUUCAGUACGCAUUUUCCGACGUGUGCAUGGGUAAUGAUUUGCCCACGGGACUCUUCAAGUGGCAUAUCAUGUUCCAACCUCCGAUAGUUUUUGUGUUUGAUGAAAGCGUCAAAGUGAACAUGUUUGCACCGGAACAAUGCAAAUAUCAGUGAUUUGUCAAAACGUUUUCUUGUGAUUGUUUGACACAUCCUUCGUGUGUGACUGUUGUAAUCCCACAUUCCUAGAUGGCGGUGUCCACUCGACAUGUGCUCUCCAGAAUGGUGGCGAAAGAUGUCGGCAACGACGACGACAACUAUCCUGUCAAAACCAAUCCCUUGCUGGAUAAGAAAUCUGCAGGACGAGCGAUUGCAGAGGGCUUCGCCAAUUGGAUGGAAACGACGUUCAAUUGCAAAGCCGAUGACAUCCCCAAGCAUCCUUCAAUGAUCCAGGAAGAAAUGGAGGUUGUAAAGGCUUUGGAUUGGAAGGUGCAUUACCCUUGCUUAGAGCGGUGGCUUUGCUUGUAUUCAACUCGCUUCAGCGGGCUCAUAGGUGUUCGGAGCGCUGCGCAGUUUGAGGGGAUGAAGGAGUUUGUUCGGACGUCGGCGCGCGCGAUUCUUACGACGAAUGAAACGGUUGCGCAAGAUCUUAGUCAUGGAGAUUUGGCCUUGGGCCUCUUUUGCUCGAGCUUGGUGCGAGGAGGAUACCUGCCACUGAUGAGCUUAAAGCCAGAGGAGGUCGACGAAACCGAAUGGUCUGAUUUGUUUAUCUUGGUUGCUCCCCAAGAACUCGGAGGAAAGGCCGAAGAGCGUGCAUCGGCGUCAUCCCAGAUUCUUGAGCUGUUGUGCAUGGUUGUGCAGGAAGAUGAGAAGGAGAUUUGUCAGAAAGUUCAUCAUGCUGUUCGAGAAUUGAAGUGGGCUGCUCGUUGGAUUCACAACUACCGCCGCAAUGUGAGGUAUGGCCAGGCGCCUCUCCAAGUUCUUGCCGCUGCCUGAAGUGAGCAGUUGUGUGACGGGGCUGUGACUCUGUGCGAGUCAUCGUAUUUAGAUACCGCAUCUGAUAGGAUAUCUAUCGAAGAACAGACUGGAUAGUGUGGGGGCGCUCCUCACUGGUCACCUGCCAUAAGGGCAGGAUUCCCAGAGAUUCGCUGAAAGGGGCUGUUUGUGGAGUAUUGACCAAUGUUGAACGUUUGGUCAAUGUUGUUCUUCGUCCAUUUUUUUAAGCAAACAGGCUGUGUGGGAGUUCCAAACAUGCCCGAAAGGACCACGAUGUGGUACUGGGUUACUGUACUGUUGUACAGUUUUUUUUCGGUCAAGCGGCUUUAGGUUGAAAAUUGUGUUUUU